CGGGGUGCUGACUACAGGUGUCCCACGUGGCGCCUCCUGCGGGCCUGCAGCGCCCCCUGGCCCGCGGAACGGCCUCCCUCGCCGGCGUCCGGGUCCCGCCCCGCCCGUGCUGCCCGGGAGUCGGCUCUGGGCGAGCUGCGCGCGGCCCCCUCGCGGCCCAGGAAAGGGUUCGAGCCGCUCCCUCCGGCGCUCCCAGCCCAGCCCGCAGGGCCCCCGCCACUCCGACCGGGCGCGGGCAGCCUGCGGGCCCCGGGGACGCGCGAGACGCCGGCUUUGUUCCGCAUUGUCUGCGCCCCACCUGAGCGCGGCCCGCGGGAGGCAGCGGCCCGGGGGGAGCGCACCUGGCGCGGGCUUGGUGCAGGAGGACGCGCGGGACCCCGGCGCCCGAUUACCCAGCCCAGGGGCGCCGGCCCCAGGAGUUGGAUCUCAACCCCAAGGACUAAAGAUUGGCCCUGAAAUCAUAAAGUCCUAUUUCCUGUCAGCCUCAGUAAGAGUCAUACCAACAUGCAUACUUUCCUGAUGCUGGAAGUCACCUGCAUUUUCCUGUUUUAUGGAGUGUCCCCAUCUCUCCCACUUCAGGAAGUUCAAGUCAGCAGAGAGACCAUCGGGAAGAUCUCAGCUGCCAGCAAAAUGAUGUGGUGCUCAGCAGCGGUGGACAUCCUGUUCUUGUUUGAUGGUUCUGACAGCAUUGGGAAAGGGAGCUUUGAAAGGUCCAAGCACUUCGCCAUCACUGUCUGCGAUGCUCUGGACAUCCGUCUCCACAGGGUCAGAGUGGGAGCACUCCAAUUCAGUUCCACUCCUCGCCUGGAGUUCUCCUUGGAUUCAUUUUCAACCCAACAGGAAGUGAAGGCGAGACUUAAGAAGAUGGUCUUCAAAGGAGGACAGACAGAGACUGGCCUGGCCCUGAAAUAUCUCCUGCAGACGGGGUUCCCUGGGGGCAGGAAUGCCUCUGUACCCCAGAUCCUCCUCAUCAUCACUGACGGCCGGUCCCAAGGGCAAGUGUUGCUGCCAGCCAGGCAGCUGAAGGAGAGGGGUGUCACCGUGUUUGCUGUGGGGGUCCGCUUCCCCAGGUGGGAGGAGCUGCACACACUGGCCAGUGAACCCCUGGAGCAGCACGUACUGUUGGCUGAGCAAGCUGAGGACGCUGCCAAUGGCUUCUUUAGCACCCUCAGGGGCUCCAGCCUUUGCACCCCUGCCAGCUCAGACUGCAAGGUCUGGGCUUACCCCUGUGAACGCAAGGAGCUGGAGACGGUCCGGGAGCCUGCAGGCCAGGCACUGUGCUGGAGAGGAUCUCGGGGGACCCCCGCCCUGCUGGCCGCACCCUGCCGCUUCUCCAGCUGGAAGAAAGUGUUCAUAUCCUACCCAUCCACCUGCUACAGGACCACCUGCCCAGGCCCUUGUGACUCUCAGCCCUGCCAGAAUGGAGGCACAUGUGUUCCAGAAGGACGGGACAAGUACCACUGCCUCUGCCUGCCUGCCUUCAGAGGAGAGGCCAAUUGUGCCCCGAAGCUGAGCCUGGAGUGCAGGGUGGACAUCCUCUUCCUGCUGGCUGGUGCCACCCCUGAGGGCUUCCUGCGGGCUAAGACCUUCAUCAAGCGGUUUGCAGAGGCCACCCUGAGUGAGGACGCACCAGCCCGCGUUGGCAUAGCCUGGUACAGCAGAGAGCUGGUGGUGGCCGUGCCCGUGGGCGAGUACCGGGACAUUCCAGACCUGAUCAGUGGCCUGGACAGUCUGACCUUCCUGGGCAGUGGCAGUGGUGGCCCUCUGACCGGCCGUGCCCUGCACCAGGCGGCCGAGCGUGGCUUCGGCAGCGCCAGCAGAGCGGGCCAGGACCGGCCACGCCGCGUGGUGGUCCUGCUCACCGAGGCCCGCUCCCAGGACGAGGUCGCCGGCCCGGCGCGGGAUGCCAGGGCCCGGGAGCUACUCCUGCUGGGCGUGGGCAGCAAGGCCAUGCAGGCGGAGCUGGAGGAGAUCACAGGCAGCCCCCAAAACGUGCUGGUCUACACCAGCCCCCAGGACCUGCUCAGCAAAAUCCCCGAGCUGCAGGCCAAGCUGUGCAACCGCCUGCGGCCAGGCUGCCGGACACAGUCAAUGGAUCUGGUCUUCCUGCUAGAUGCCUCGGCCUCCGUGGGGCCGGAGAACUUCGCCCAGAUGCAGAGCUUUGUGCAGAGCUGCGUGCUGCACCUGGAUGUGAAUGCGGACGUGACGCAGGUGGGCCUGGUGGUGUACGGCGCGCAGGUGCAGACGGCCUUCGGGCUGGACACACACCCUGCACGCAUGGCCGUACUGCGGGCCUUGAGCCAGGCACCCUACCUGGGCGGGGUGGGCUCCGCUGGGGCUGCCCUGCUCCACAUCCACGACCAGGUGAUGACGGUGCAGAGGGGCGCCCGGCCCGGGGUCCCCAAGGCCGUGGUGCUGCUCACCGGUGGCAGGGGUGUCGAGGAUGCGGUGGUCCCUGCCCAGAAGCUGAGGGACAACGGCGUCUCCAUCUUGGUGGUGGGCGUGGGGCCUGUGCUGAGGACAGCGCUGCGGAGGUUGGCUGGGCCCCGGGACUCCCUGAUGCAUGUGGGCGCCUAUUCCGACUUGGGCUUCCACCAGGAGGCGCUCAUUCAGUGGCUGUGUGGAGAAGCCAUGCGGCCCGUGAACCUGUGCAAACCCAGCCCGUGCAUGAACGAGGGCACCUGCGUCCUGCAGUUCGGGAGCUACCACUGCAAGUGCCGGCAGGACUGGGAGGGCCCCCACUGUGAGAGCCGGACCUUGAGAGGAGAUGCCCCCAAGGCGCGUGGCUCCCGCCGGGAGCCUACAGAAAUUCAGAGCCACCUCCAGGAGGAAGCUGGACAUGCUGGACACUGAGAGGGCACAGUGUUCUCUCCUGUCUCCUGGGCAUCCCAGCCCCUUCCAGAGGCCACCUACUCCCUCCCAUUUUGCUCACCCCAAGAGAAGACAUGGUGCUAAGGACGUGGCAGCUGCUGACCUCGACAGGGUAACCAAGACUCUCGUGAGUAAGCCUUUUACUUGCUGUGUGUAGCCGUGCCCCAUUGGAGCUGAGGUCACCUGCCACUUUGCUCCAGAGGAAACACGAAGGAGCCAGCUGGGACUGUGGAUGACCUAUUUGAAGCUGACUCUGCCCACCAUGAACACUAACCAGAAUGUUCUUGGGACAGAGCCAUGUGACAGAAAGCCAUUGGGCCCGAGAAGCAAUGGCAUUUCCAGAUGGGAGAAGUGGGGGGUUCUUCUCAGCUCUCCCCAGAGAUGUCCUGGCCAUACUGGAAUUUAGUUCACCAACGGGCUCAAAUGACACUUGUGACUGCUGGUGACUGGAUCUCUGUGUCUCUCUGGCAGAGACUUGGGAAUGUGUCAGACUGGAAUGUUACCAGCUAGUCUUCAUUGACAGUAGUGGCAAGGGCUGGGUGUGCAGACAGCCUUGGUCUCUAGAUGCAUCAAGCUGGCCACAUUCUGGGCUGCACUCCCUUGGAGGGUCUUGCUAGUUGAGUUGGUGCAGCAAGGUUAAUUGUGGGUGCUGCUUGACUGCUGUUUUCAAAUUUCCCUUCUAGUGGGGCAAAGAAAGUGGAAUUAUCCAUUUCGGCAAAUAUAGAAAUGUAAAGUUUUUUUUUAAAAAAAGGAGGGAUCAUAUGCUGUUUCGUUAUGCUUUUUCAGUUAAUCUUGUUUUGUCUUGAGUUUUUCCAUAUCGUUCUGAAAGGAAGAGGUACUUCAAGAAAUGAUGUUGGUUAUUUAACAGUUGUUUUACCUAUCUGGGGAAGAGGCCUGUUUGGAGUGCUUUCU
Erinaceus europaeus (western European hedgehog) is the source of this 3783-nucleotide messenger RNA. It is a transcript of the gene VWA2, whose product is annotated as von Willebrand factor A domain containing 2. The transcript has 15 exons. Bases 505 to 2853 code for a protein of 782 amino acids. NCBI's taxonomy places the organism in Eukaryota, Metazoa, Chordata, Mammalia, Eulipotyphla, Erinaceidae. Gene Ontology annotation, molecular function: calcium ion binding. The record is from RefSeq and is a predicted model, not a curated record.